Molecule: messenger RNA, 537 nt
Organism: Closterium sp. Naga37s-1
Lineage: Eukaryota; Viridiplantae; Streptophyta; Zygnematophyceae; Desmidiales; Closteriaceae
Source: the annotation of a GenBank genome assembly
AUGUACAUCACCCUUUACUACCUAGUCACCCGCCUCCCUGACUCCCUCUCUUCAGUCAGGGAUCACUUUCUCUCCCUUUGCCCCACCGAGCUGACUGUCGACCUGCUAGAGGAGCGCCUUGCUGCGGCUGAGAAGAGUAUCUUAGCUGUAGGUGCUUCUCGCGGCGACCGUCGCACCCCCUUCUUUGACGGGUGUUCCCCUGUCCCCCUUCUCCCCUCUGUUGCUUCUGCUGCUGCUGUCGACCUCGUUGGCACUGAGGAGGUCGGAGCUGCGUCUGCCCCUAGUGGGAGACGCCGCAACAGCAGGGGCAAGGGGAGCAAGGGUGGUGGAGGGGGCGGCGGGGGCAGCAGUGGCGGAGGUGGAGGAGGCGGGGGAGGUGGCGGUGGAGGUGGUCCUGGGAGUGGGGGUGUCAGUGGCGGCGGUGGAGGUAGUGGCGGCGGUGGAGGUAGUGGCGGCGGUGGCGGAGGUGGUGGAGGCAGCGGCAGCGGUGGUGGCGGUGGCGGUGGCGGUGGCGGUGCAUUGCGGCUGCUGCUCUAG